AUGCCUUUUCUCGCCAACACAUUCGCUGCGCUGACUUGCCUUUUGGCUGUCUCGAGCGCUGUACCUACAGCACUACCCCGCGCAAGUGGAAACUGCCCCUCCACUGGAAAAACAACCCGCCAGGAGCCAUCAGCCCUGUACAGCGUAUUCCCCGGCUCGCCCGACGUCGCGAAAAAGUCCGUCGGCUUCAACGUCGCUACGUACAACAACGCAUCCCAGAUCGAGCAGCUCCUCGUCUUCACGGGUAUUCCCGCCGAGGCGAAGAAGUGCACUCUUCGUUGGGCGCAGGGCGAGCAGCCCGAGCGCCUCUUCAUCGUCAAGGGUGGAGAUGCCUUGACUGAGUUCAAGCAGCUUUCUGGCUUCCCCGGCAAGGCCGUUACGUAUAACACCGCGAAGGAGUUUGACACUGCUGGGGAGUCUGUCGGUGCUGCUGAUUUCACCAACUGGGAUGACUUGCCUGCGCAGACCCAUAUCGUUGGUAACAUUGACUGCGAGAGCACCGUCUACCUCAAGGCUGCGCUGCGAAACCCCAACGGCAACACAAAGGUGUUCCUUGAGCAGAGCGACAAGAAUGGUGUGUACAUCGAGUACAGCUGCUAA
This is a messenger RNA of Fusarium redolens, 600 nucleotides long. RefSeq lists its product as uncharacterized. The coding region runs from base 1 to 600 and encodes 199 amino acids. The record is from RefSeq and is a predicted model, not a curated record. The transcript has a single exon. Lineage: Eukaryota; Fungi; Ascomycota; Sordariomycetes; Hypocreales; Nectriaceae.